Molecule: messenger RNA, 255 nt
Organism: Arabis nemorensis
Lineage: Eukaryota; Viridiplantae; Streptophyta; Magnoliopsida; Brassicales; Brassicaceae
Source: the annotation of a GenBank genome assembly
AUGGAUAGACGAGCGAACGAAGUUGCUUACUGGAGCUCAACGAUAGCGAAUCUGCCACUAGGGCUUUGUGUCGGAAGCUUGAUCAACGUUACGGACGCCGAGAUUCACGUGUACGACAACAAAAGGUUCACCAUAAUCGCCAACGGUCUCUAUGUUCCCGGUGGUAGCCAAUCUCUUUACGCUUCCAAGUUCCAGAACGUCGGUGCUGCUGCUUCUCCUGGUACACAUUCCAAAGGAAUCUCAUUUAUCAGGUAA